Molecule: messenger RNA, 1129 nt
Organism: Gordionus sp. m RMFG-2023
Lineage: Eukaryota; Metazoa; Nematomorpha; Gordioida; Chordodea; Parachordodidae
Product: GDP-L-fucose synthase-like
Exons: 10
Coding region: 70-1017 (315 amino acids)
Biological process (GO): nucleotide-sugar biosynthetic process
Molecular function (GO): GDP-L-fucose synthase activity
Source: RefSeq, a predicted model, not a curated record
CUGAUUAGCCAUUUGUUAUGUUAUUUGUCAUUGAACAUUUUUUCAUGUGUAUAUUUAUUUUGAAAUAAUAUGAAAAUUUUAGUCACAGGUAGCUUUGGCAUGGUUGGCCAUGCUAUUCAAAUGGUUGUGGAAAAUGAUGAAAAAUUAAAAGCCAAAUAUGAAUGGGUAUUUAUCAGCUCAAAAGAUGGUGAUUUAAAAGAUCCUGUUCAGGCAAAGGCUAUAUUUGAUAAACAUAAACCAAGUCAUGUAAUCCAUUUAGCAGCACGUGUUGGAGGCCUUUUUUCAAAUUUAAGAUAUAAUUUGGAUUUCUUUAGAGAAAAUAUGGCCAUAAAUGAUAAUGUCCUAAAUUUUUCAUUCCAAAACAAUGUCCAAAAAGUUGUAUCUUGUUUAUCAACUUGCAUAUUCCCAGAUAAAACAAGCUAUCCCAUUGACGAAACUAUGAUUCAUAAUGGACCUCCUCAUGUUUCUAACUUUGGAUAUGCAUAUGCUAAACGAAUGAUCGACGUCCUAAAUCAGGGUUAUAAAGUGCAGCACGGAAAAAAUUAUACUUCCAUCAUCCCGACAAACGUAUUUGGACCUCACGAUAAUUUCGAUAUUCAAAAUGGUCACGUUAUUCCUGGAUUGAUGCACAAAACUUAUUUAGCCAAAAAAAAUGGUGAACCAUUGACUGUGUGGGGAAGUGGAGAACCUCUUAGGCAAUUCAUAUAUUCGCUCGAUUUGGCAAAACUCAUUAUUUGGGUCACCUUUAACUACGAACAAACUGAGCCUAUAAUAUUGUCAGUUUCCCCGAAAGAUGAAAUUUCGAUCAAGGAUGCAGUUAAUAUGGUCACCAAAUCCAUGGAUUUUCAAAACAAGAUUAUUUUUGAUACCAGCAAAUCGGAUGGCCAAUACAAAAAAACGGCAAGUAAUCUUAAAUUGAUGAAACUUCUGCCUGAUUUUCAAUUCACUCCUAUCGACAAAGCUAUCAAAGACACGUGUGAUUGGUUUGUUCAAAAUUAUGAAACUGCUCGCAAAUGAAAUUAAAUAAUUGGAUAAAACAUAGUGAUUCGUACAAUUCGAUUCUGAUAAAUUAAUUAGAAUAUAUACACAUCACAAAUUUAACAUUUAUAUAACUGUUCAAGAUUUUGGU